Molecule: messenger RNA, 1035 nt
Organism: Bipolaris oryzae ATCC 44560
Lineage: Eukaryota; Fungi; Ascomycota; Dothideomycetes; Pleosporales; Pleosporaceae
Exons: 3
Coding region: 1-1035 (344 amino acids)
Molecular function (GO): oxidoreductase activity, acting on the CH-OH group of donors, NAD or NADP as acceptor
Source: RefSeq, a predicted model, not a curated record
AUGACGCGAGUUCUAUUGACAGGAGGCAGCGGCUUCAUUGCCGCACACACCCUUGAUGUCUUGCUUGACCACGGCCACAGCGUUGUGACGACUGUGCGCACGCAAGACAAGGCAGAUAAGAUCAAAGAGUCGUACAAAAGCCAUGUUGAAAAAGGCCAGCUGGACUUUGCCAUUGUUCCGGAUAUCGCACAACCGGAUGCUUUUGACCAGGCCGUCGUUUCAGACCCUCCAUUCGAGGCUGUACUCCACACUGCCAGCCCGUUCCACUUCAAUGUUACCGAUGUCCAGAAAGAUUUACUCGACCCCGCCGUCAUUGGAACCACGGGCAUCUUGAAGUCCAUCAAGAAGAAUGCGCCAACAGUAAAGCAAGUCGUCAUCACAUCGUCUUUUGCCGCUAUUGUGCAUCCGUCCAAAGGCUUUUGGCCAGGACACGAAUACUCAGAGGAGGACUGGAAUCCCAUGACGCUAGAAGAUGCACUCAAAGACGCAGUCGCAGGAUACCGAGCAAGUAAGACCUUUGCAGAGAAGGCAGCCUGGGAAUUUGUAGAAAAGGAGAAGCCCAACUUCACACUCUCUACCAUCAAUCCGCCAAUGGUGUACGGCCCAAUCGUACACCCUCUCGAAAGCCUCGACAACAUGAACACAUCCAACCAGCGCAUCCUCGCCGCCGUCCAAGGCAAAUUCAAGGACGAAAUUCCCAUUUCCGGCGUGCACUUCUGGGUAGACGUACGUGAUGUUGCAGAGGCACACGUGGCCGCGAUAGAGAAGCCCGAGGCGGCCAACAAGCGCUUCUUUGUCAUAGCUGGAUACUUUUCCAACAAGGAAAUGUGCCAGAUCAUCAAGAAGAACUUUCCAGAGUUCAAAGACUUACCCAGCGACUCAACGCCCGGCGGCGACUACCCUGAGGGUGCCCCCGACAAGGGAUUGUACAAAUUCAACAACAAGAGGUCUAUUGACGUCCUUGGCUUGAAGUACAAGACUUUUGAGCAAUCUAUAGUCGAUACUGUCAAGUCAUUCCAGAAAAAGGGGUUAUAA